AUGCCACGAUCCAUUGUCGGCUUUCCUGGUCUCGUAGUCCAGUUAAACUGUUCUGCUACUGGUGAUCCGGAACCCACAAUUAGGUGGCUCUUUAAUGGCAGAAGCUUACCUGACGGAGCUUCAAAUAGUAGCGGCACGCUAACGGUCGCAAUCGGAGACGAAACCGUCGGCAGGUACAAAUGUGAAGCGAGCAAUGCAGCUGGGAUGGUCCACCAAACAGCAAAUGUUUCUAGAAGACUCCCGCCGGCUCCCGAGUUCACAUCAGCGCCGUCGACGAGGAUCCUUAUUCAAGAAGGGCUUCCUCUCGUUGUGGAGGUGGAAGUUAGUGGGCACCUCGACGUCUCUGUGUCAUGGAAUAGACGUCCUGACGGUCUGCCUAAUGCAACUGUUGUCGUGGGAACCCGGUUUCGGACACCUCCAGAUGCGGUCCUGCCCGGUCGAUACCAAAGUAGCUUGAGGAUUUCCAGUACUCAGUUGACUGACGCAGGAAACUACGUAGUAUUUGCUAGUAAUCCAGGCGGCAGGAGUCGGGUCAACUUCGUCGUCGCGGUCGCCAGACCUUCAGCACCUACAAUUGUAGACUUGACUGCUAGCCCGGUGCUGACUGAGAGAGGAAAGCAACUUUCUCUUUCCUGUUCUGCAGUAGGAAAUCCUGCGCCCGAUUUGUACUGGCACGAUCCUGUAGGGGAAGUGGUCGCUUUAAGACGAAGCUCCGGCGACCUUGCGGAAUCGGCUAUCGAAGUGGCUUUACAGCAUCAGAUCGGGUCUAUCACUGCAAGUAAUGCUGGUGACUAUGUGUGUAGAGUCACCAACCGGAUCGGAAACGCUGAAAGAGAAGUCAGUGUCAUAGUUCAGAAUUUACCAGUUGUCAAGAUUUCCCCUCCCCAUGCCGGUGGAUAUCUUGGCUCGGUGAUCAACCUCCACUGCAGCGUCACUGGUUUUCCUAUCCCUAAUAUUUCAUGGCUGUAUAAGGGUGCAUCGACGUUGCCUCCAGGUGUUACUGCCAGACAGGCGCGCGUAACAAUCGAACUUAAUCAGAAAACUAGAGGUCAGUACACUUGCCAAGCCCAGAAUUCUCUGGGAACGACGUCUGUUAACGCGAUUAUUCGGCUCUACGCUGUUCCUCGUCCAACUGUCACUGUUUCUCCACGAUCUGUAACGAUAACGUCGGGAGAACCCUUGGUUUUGCGUUGCGACAUCAACAGCCUUACGCAGGUUCAAGUUUCGUGGAUCUUCGUCGAUGGAGACGUCGGUAACCUGGAAGAGAUGGCUGAUGACUUUUCCACGCCGACUCGUGGUUCAAUUUUAAAUAUCACGAGGGCGACGCUGAGCCACAACGGCAGGUACACCUGCACGGCAACGAAUUUAGGCGGCAGCGAAACGGCGGAAGCGCAGGUAACGGUACUGCCGUCGUUGGUUUCAACUCAGGCUUCAACCUCAUAUCCGACUACGCAAACAGCGUCGACAGCUAUUCCAUCGACGCAAACAGCGUCGACAGCUAUUCCAUCAACGCAAACAGUGUCGACGGCUAUUCCAUCAACGGAGUCACUGGUUACACCGUCAUCGUCAGAUUCGGCUAUUGCUGAUCCCGAGAUCAUCAUUUUACCUUAUUCUAUCGAUGAGAUGGCUGGUGUGAACGCCGUCUUUCGAUGCAUGGUGAGGAAAGGAACGGUUGACACGUUUGUGUGGAGUCGUACUAAUGGACCUGUACCGGAUAAUGCUGUUGUGGAGGGAAACGUUCUCUCGUUCACGCCUCUGUUGGGAAGAGAAGGAGGACGAUAUAGGUGUAGAGGCGAGGAUUCUCUGGGGCGCUUUGUGGUUACAUUUGCGAUGUUGACUGUUCGACCACCACAGAUAGCCGUGGAGGUGACUCCGUCGCAACUGCAGUUGUGUCCCGGACAGACAGCGGAGUUCAAUUGCUCGGCAAGAAUGAGUGGGGUCUCUCGCAGCUGGACGGUCGACGACGUUGCCGUCUCUGACGACUUUGUGAGGGACGACGGUCGACGGCUUGUCAUUCCUGCAGUCGAUGAUUCUGAUAACGGAACGUACAGAUGUGUGGCUACUUUUGGAGCAUACUCAGAGAGAGAUACGGCAGUACUUAGGGUUGACGUGGUGCCUCCCAGAGCAAUUGCUGCUCCAAAGAACAAGACGGUUGACGAAGGGAGUGACGUUCAGUUUAACUGUAGUGUACAAGGAUGUCCUGCACCGGCGGUUCAGUGGUUGGCCGUCGGUCGAUCGAGCCUACCGGACAAUGCUAGAGAAGAUAAUGGUCGUCUGAUUUUGACUAAUGUGCUGCCGACAACACCGACUGAGUAUGUUUGCCAAGCUAUAUCUUUGUUUGGUAUUCACGGGGACCAUGUGAUGCUGGCUGUUGAGAUUCCGCUGCAGAUUGCAGUCGAUCCGCCGUUUUCUAGGGUGACUGCUCCGCAGACGGCGCGAUUUCAAUGUGUUUUCCGCGGCGGUGGACCGGCGGAGACAAUUACUUGGUCUAGACAGACGGAAGAGGUGCCUAAAAACAGCGCAAUUUCAAACGACGGAGAAACACUAACGAUUCUAGAAACGAGCUGUGCAACAAGCGGUCAGUACGUCUGCACCGUUGAAACUAAAAAUGGACAAAAGCGACAGGCGUUCGGAAACUUAUCAGUUGUUGCCGCUGCAAAAGUCUCCGUCAUGCCGUCCCAGGCUACUGCUCUUGUGGGAGCUUCCGUUUCAAUGACGUGCGAAGCGACGGGCGACUGUCCCGAGGCUAAGGUGUCUUGGUCGCGUGAGGUCGGAGAUCUUCCGACUUCGUCCACCGUGACUGACGGGCGACUGGAGAUUUCAGGUGUCAAACGAGGAGACGGCGGAGUGUAUGUCUGCACGGCGGAAAACAUUGUGCAGAACGUGACCGCAACAACGACACUGACAGUACACGUACGGCCGACUGUGACGGGUAGGACAUCAUACACGGCCGAAUACGGAGACAAUGUCACCUUGUUGUGUUCUGCUGAUGGCAUUCCCAAACCAAACAUCACGUGGAGCAAACUCAAUUCAAUGUCUGAGUUACCGAGCGGUGCAGUGGCCGACGAAGGCAGGCUGCAGCUGUUUUCAGUGCGAUCGGAAGAUUCGGGAACAUACAGAUGUCAGGCAAGAAGUGUUGCUGGAAACGAAAGCCACAAUAUUACAUUGAAUGUGCAAGUUGGUGCUAUCGUGGUUCGCAUUACUGGAGAGACGGGCGUCGAAGAAGACGGCCGACUUGUCGUCGAGUGUAACGCACAGGGAAUCCCCACUCCUGUCGUCACGUGGACAAGGGGUGGAGGAAGGUCGUUGCCAAUAGGAGUCGAACAGAGCGGAAACGAGUUGAUAAUCAACGUCGCAAAGUCAGAGCAUGCGGGAAUUUACAAUUGCACGGGAUCGAACGGAGUCGCCCAGAAUACAACGGAAUCGUUGACUCUAGACGUUUUCAGUAUGCCGAGUGUUUCAGCUGGACCUGAACAGUUGGCAGUGUAUGAAAACGAAACGGCGAGACUUUACUGCUCGGCGACUGGAUAUCCCGUUCCUCAAAUUUUAUGGUCGAGAGGCGACGGGCAGUCGCUGUCAUCGAUGGCGAGUGUAGUAUCGGGUGACUUGGUGUUUAAUUCUGUUACUGCCGGCGACGAGGGCGAGUAUAUAUGUACAGCAGUGAACAGGAUCGGAAAUGGAGGUGUCGCACGGGAAGAUUAUGGAAGCAGCAAACUUGCUGUUAUGGAUAAGCCGCCGUCUUUUCUUGGUAAUUCUUACACAACGUAUCAUCGUGACCAUGCCGACUCGGGGUUUAACAUUACGAUCACUUAUCUGCCUCACAAAGAGACUGGUCUGAUUUUGUAUCACGGCAACCAGUCUCGACCGUUGACUAGUGACUUCAUGGCACUUAGUCUCUUGAACGGAAAGGUGAUAUUCCAAUUCAAUCUUGGGGAAUCUCAGGUAGCCCUCACCAGCCAAGACUCCAUUACAAUGGACGAGUGGCAUACCGUCUCUAUUUCCCGUCGAGGAGUCGCUGGUGAGUUAGUUGUCGACGAUCAGGAGCUUGUGUUUGGACGGGCAACGGGACGUCUUUCGAGUUUCGACUUGGAAGAUCGUUUCUAUUUGGGUGGACAUCCGUACUACGGUGACGUUCGGAGCGAAGUGACGGCUCGUUCAGGUUUUGUUGGAUGCAUCCGUCAUUUGAGCAUACGACCCGAAUAUGACUUGGACUUGUAUGAUGAUGCAUUGCGUUUGGAGAACGUUGGCAGGUGUGAGGGAGAUGAAGUAGGGUGUCCAUGUCAAAGUGGAGAAGUCUGUGUUUUGAGAACUACUGAUUUUAUCUGCUAUCCUGCAGAUGGUCCUGUGAUCAUUCCCUAUUUCAAUCUGACAUCGUUCGCCUCAUUUAACGACACGGGCGUCCUCACUCCAUCAUCCGAUCUUUCUAUCGAGAUAGCCUUUCGACCCGAUAUCGAACAAGGCCUUAUUUUGUAUCAUGGAGGAAGAAGGAGCGACGCGUAUGAAUCUUUUUUCUCAAUUGGUUUGGUAGACGGUUCGGUGGAGUUUCGUUUCUCCAACGGCGACGGCACGACAGCAGUAGUGCGAAGCGAUCCUAUCGAUCUAAUUUUAGACCACGUCAUCGUUGCACGUCGUCAAGGCACUUCAGGUUCAUUGCAAGUCGACGAUCUGCCACUGGUACAAGGCGACACUCGUGGAAGGGAGACUCGGCAAAUUUUGGAGGGUGACCUAUACGUGGGUGGCGUUCAAGAUUAUCAUCGUUUAUCAGAGAGAAGUGGGCAGACGAUCGGGUUCGUAGGCUGCGUGAAACGGCUAAGCGUGCAAGCUCGGAUGGUUGAUCUAACGAAGCCCAAACUGAAGGCCAACGUUUUGGUGUGCAAUCCGUGUGAUGGUCUGGACGAGUGUGGGUUUGGUUUCUGUCAUCAAAAGUCUCCUGGUGUGAAGGAGUGUGAGUGUGUACCGGGAGAGUACGGAGACAGUUGCGAGAAAGUGGUACAGUUUGGACGCCCAAAUUUCACUGGAGAUGGAUUCAUCAAGUAUAAGUCAAACCUAAUGAGCGGCUACAUAGAUCGGUCAGAUCUGACUGUCCCAGGUCUGAAUGUCCCAGUCCUGACGAUCUCUUUUACCAUCAGAGAAGGAUUUACGGAUGGACUGAUGUUUUAUUACGGAUCAGAGUCUUCAGAGGACUUUCUUUCCAUUGGAAUGAAAGGAGGAGCGAUUGUGAUAAUGUGGCACGAUGAGUCUGGCUCCCAUCAAUUUCAGACAACAAGCCGCAUAAAUCCUGAUAAACUUCUAGACUUAGGUUUUAGAAGACGUACUGGCUAUGCAAAUGGUCAGUUGACAUUGGAAGGCAGUGUAGAAGGUCGUCCAUUGGUGGCAGAAGGAACGAACUUUCCUUUCCGCCCUGGAGACGACGCGUUCGUGUAUAUCGGUGGAUCCGAAAACGUGUCCGACCUCACCGACAACGAGUUCCGCAAUGGCUGGCAAGGCUGCGUCGCUACAUUGAGUCUGACAACCACGGGAGACUUGAGACUCCAGGAGCACGUGAUUGACGUAUCUAAUGUGUAUGAGUGUCAAAUUGAAGGCAUAUCCCCGUGCUCUCCCGGCACCGAUCUGUCGCCACCCAUUUGCUAGCGAGGAGCCUAUAUUGCGAAAUAAAUUAAUUAAGGUGUUCACGUACAAGAAUGAGUAGAAAUUAGCAAUUUUGGCACAAUAUUGACUUACAGCAAGUGCUUUUUGAUUUUUCAUGUUCGUGUAGGCAUAGAAAGGAGAACUGAUAUGUGAAGUCAUUUCCUGACUGCACAAAUGAUAAGCCGUGUUGGCCAUUUUGGAAGCCAAUUUGGUUUAUUAAUUAAAUAAGUAUACCGUACAUUAAAUUCAAUCGA
Messenger RNA from Corticium candelabrum, 5882 nucleotides. RefSeq names its product basement membrane-specific heparan sulfate proteoglycan core protein-like. Gene Ontology annotation, biological process: synapse organization; homophilic cell-cell adhesion. The record is from RefSeq and is a predicted model, not a curated record. Gene Ontology annotation, cellular component: neuronal cell body; axon; plasma membrane. Lineage: Eukaryota; Metazoa; Porifera; Homoscleromorpha; Homosclerophorida; Plakinidae. Gene Ontology annotation, molecular function: axon guidance receptor activity. The transcript has 19 exons. Bases 1 to 5631 code for a protein of 1876 amino acids.